Molecule: messenger RNA, 1394 nt
Organism: Pyricularia oryzae 70-15
Lineage: Eukaryota; Fungi; Ascomycota; Sordariomycetes; Magnaporthales; Pyriculariaceae
Exons: 1
Coding region: 248-1294 (348 amino acids)
Biological process (GO): lipid catabolic process
Source: RefSeq, a predicted model, not a curated record
UGCCGUCCCUGUCAGACACGUUGUAUAUAUCUACAAGGACGCCUCCCUGCACCGCCGCGGAUAUGUCUUACAGAACCACCCUUAUAUAUUGGAUCGGCCUGUGCCCAUAACCUCUAUUGAGAAAGGAUUAACCUCAAGGCUCUUUACUUUGCCAUCGUAGCUUCUCAAACUCCCCCACUCUCUUAAUUCCUUUGACGCUAUAUUAAAGGCGUUGACCCUUGUCCACCCUCGCCCACAAACAUCAAUCAUGAGGUUCCCCAGCGUGCUCACCCUUUUGGCCACAGCCCUCACCUGCUCGGCAUCGGUUCUCCCUGCCGGCCUGACCUACACCAAGACUGUCGAGGGCCGCGAUGUGACCGUCAGCGAGACAGACCUAGACAACUUCCGUUUCUAUGCGCAGUACAGCGCGGCGACCUACUGCAACGAUGCCGCCGCCUCAGGGGCCGCCGUCGCCUGCAGCAACGACGGAUGUCCCGCCGUCGUGGCCAACGGAGCCAAGAUCAUCCGUUCGCUGAACCAAGACACGUCCACCAACACUGCCGGCUACCUUGCACUCGACCCCAAGCGGAAGAACAUCGUGCUCGCCCUCCGUGGCUCCACGAGCCUCCGGAACUGGAUCACCAACCUGACUUUCCUGUGGACCCGCUGCGACUUUGUCCAGGACUGCAAGCUGCACACGGGCUUUGCCACAGCCUGGUCCCAGGUGCAGGCCGAUGUUCUGGCCGCCAUCGCCGACGCCAAGGCCCAGAACCCCGACUACACCGUCGUCGUGACGGGCCACUCCCUCGGCGGCGCCGUCGCCACCGUCGCGGGAGUCUACCUCCGCCAGCUGGGCUACCCCGUCGAGGUUUACACGUACGGCAGCCCGCGCAUCGGCAAUCAGGAGUUUGUGCAGUGGGUUUCCACGCAGGCCGGCAACGUCGAGUACCGCGUCACGCACAUCGACGACCCCGUCCCCCGCCUGCCGCCCAUCUUCCUCGGCUACAGGCACGUCACCCCCGAGUACUGGCUCAACUCUGGCACCUCCAACACGGUCAACUACACCGUCGCCGACAUCAAGGUCUGCGAGGGCUUCGCCAACAUCAACUGCAACGGCGGCAGCCUCGGCCUCGACACAAACGCCCACCUCUACUACCUCACCGACAUGAUCGCCUGCGGCUCCAACAAGUUCGUCUUCCGCCGCGACGACGCCAACGCCAUCAGUGACGCCGAGCUCGAGCAGAGGCUGACCAUGUACGCUCAAAUGGAUCGCGAGUUUGUUGCUGCGCUUGAAGCCAACAAGACCGUGGCUUAAAAAGUCUUGUUAUUCUUUUUUGGGGGGUUCUUCUCUUUUUGAUUUAUGGUUUUGAUGGAAAGCGACAUAUGGGUAACGAAUGUCAUUUAUGGAGUUGGGG